ACUCCUAGCAAAAAACCGAAAAAAAAAAAAAAAGAAAAAGAAAUACUGAACUGAGAAUCGAUUGUCCCGUUUGGUUUUGAAAACGACGCGCUUUUUCUGUUGCCGCUAGGUUUAGCGGCUGCCACCAGAACCAGAGGAUGGAAGAUGAUAUCUUAGAGGAGCUGCUAAAUGUGGAGACGGAGCUUCAAGAAGUUCAAGACCAGAUAAAAAUAUUGCUUGAUCGGCAAGAGAAGUUGUAUGCAAGACAAUCUGAACUGAAGAUCCUAUUAGAAGAAUGUAAUGCAUCUGGAAGCCCAGCUGACGGUGGUGCUUCAGUUACUGUAGAGAACUGGUCAGGGCCAUUUGGGUGGGAUUCUGAGGCUGAUGAUAUUAGGUUUAAUGUUUUUGGCAUAUCUACAUAUCGUGCAAAUCAGCGGGAGAUAAUAAAUGCAGUCAUGAGUGGAAGAGAUGUUCUGGUCAUAAUGGCUGCUGGUGGUGGCAAGAGUCUCUGUUACCAAUUACCAGCCAUACUUCGUGAUGGAGUUGCUCUUGUAGUCAGUCCUUUGCUUUCCCUAAUCCAGGACCAGGUAAUGGGAUUAUCUGCUUUAGGCAUCCCAGCUUACAUGUUGACAUCAACUACAAGUAAGGAAGAUGAAAAAUUUAUAUAUAGGGCCCUUGAAAAAGGAGAAGGAGAGCUCAAGAUUUUGUAUGUUACACCUGAAAAGGUAUCAAAAAGCAAGAGGUUCAUGUCAAAGCUUGAAAAAUGCCAUCAUGGCGGUCGUCUCUCUCUUAUUGCAAUUGAUGAGGCACAUUGCUGUAGUCAAUGGGGCCAUGAUUUUCGUCCUGACUACAAGAAUCUUGGUAUUUUGAAGACUCAGUUUCCAAGUGUUCCAGUGGUCGCUUUGACUGCAACUGCUACUAAGAAGGUUCAAGCAGAUCUGAUGGAGAUGCUACAUAUUUCGAAAUGUAUUAAAUUUGUCAGCACAGUGAACAGGCCUAAUCUAUUUUAUAUGGUACGAGAUAAGUCUUCCGUUGGGAAGGUGGUUGUUGAUGAAAUUGCUGAUUUUAUACGUAGUUCAUAUCCAAAUAAUGAAUCUGGGAUUGUUUAUUGUUUCUCCAGAAAGGAAUGUGAACAGGUUGCAGAGGAGUUAUGUCAGAGAGGAAUUUCAGCUGGUUUCUAUCAUGCAGAUAUGGAUGUGGGUGCUCGUGAAAAAGUUCAUCUACGGUGGAGCAGUAACAAGUUGCAAGUCAUUGUUGGUACGGUGGCAUUUGGUAUGGGAAUCAAUAAGCCAGAUGUCAGGUUUGUCAUCCAUCAUAGCCUAAGCAAAUCAAUGGAGACAUACUACCAGGAAAGUGGUAGGGCAGGACGAGAUGGGCUUCCUUCGGAAUGUGUACUGUACUAUAGGCCUGGUGAUGUUCCUCGUCAGAGUUCUAUGGUCUUCUAUGAAAAUGCUGGGUUGCAGAAUCUCUAUGACAUGGUGCGAUAUUGUCAGUCUAAGAGAGGGUGCCGUCGAAGUGCUUUUUUCCAUCAUUUUGCUGAGCCAUUACAGGACUGCAAUGGGAUGUGUGACAACUGUGCAUUUGGAACUGAGCUCAAUGAAGUGGAUGUGACUCGUCAGGCAAAAGCUAUUGUUUCUCUACUACAGGAGAUACAAGAAAAAGACCAGAGGGCGACAAUGUUGCAACUGGUAGACAAGGUCAAAGUCAAGUAUAAGGAAUCAGGCUCGGACCUAAAGAAAGAGGAGACCGAACAGCUCAUCAUUCAGCUUAUAUUAGAUCGCGUUUUGAAAGAAGAGUUUCAACACACACCUUAUGCUACAAAUGCUUAUGUAACAAUAGGACCACUAUGGAAACAAGUAUUACAAGGCAAGAGGACAGUUAAACUUGAGAUUUGUGGUGGACGGAAAAGUAAUACUGGUAAUAUAAAAUCAGUGAAACGCAAUGGAUCAGUCUCAGCUUUGGAAAUUAAGCUUGACAACCUGCGGAAGGAACUCUCUUCCACUCAUGGGGGUAUAUUCCCUCAUGCUGUCUUGUCCACUCAACAGAUUAGUUUGUUAAGUGCACAGAGACCAACUUCCAUUGAACAGUUGGAGAAGAUAAUAGGGAAAUUGAAGACAGAAAAGUAUGGAAAGAGAAUUCUUGAACAAGUUGAGCAGUAUAUUGAAUCUGGGCAACCUGAUGAAGAUAAACGGAAUGAAGAGGAAUGCAGUGAAAACAGAGCUAAGAAGAGGUUGAAGACCAAGAAGGCACCUGUUUUAAUUGAGAGCAGUGAAGAUGAAGGAUGACAGAGCUCAGAGCAAAAUAUAAUGUCAUUGUGUGUAUUGCAUUGAACUUAAUCUGCCAAGUGAGGUAAACGCCUGCUAUUACUAGAUUGGAGAGGUGAACUCCAAGGCAGUCCCUUUGUUAGUUGUUACUAUGGCCUGAUGAUGUCACCUUUCAUAUGGUCCACACACAUGACAGAUUCAUGAGUCCAACCUUUUCAAGUUGUAAGCCAUCUUUUUUUCCGGUGACUGUAGAUUCUGAAUCAGGAAGUCAGCAACUGUAAUUCAGGUGAUUACAUGGUAAAUUUAUUUGCAACUUGAUAUGCAUAGUAAAGUGGUGUGUUCAUUCUA
Messenger RNA from Nelumbo nucifera (sacred lotus), 2591 nucleotides. It is a transcript of the gene RECQL2, whose product is annotated as RECQ helicase L2. The record is from RefSeq and is a predicted model, not a curated record. Gene Ontology annotation, molecular function: 3'-5' DNA helicase activity; four-way junction helicase activity; ATP binding. Gene Ontology annotation, biological process: double-strand break repair via homologous recombination; DNA replication. Lineage: Eukaryota; Viridiplantae; Streptophyta; Magnoliopsida; Proteales; Nelumbonaceae. Gene Ontology annotation, cellular component: chromosome; cytoplasm; mediator complex.